This is a messenger RNA of Vanessa atalanta (red admiral), 2624 nucleotides long. RefSeq lists its product as uncharacterized. The transcript has 4 exons. The record is from RefSeq and is a predicted model, not a curated record. Gene Ontology annotation, molecular function: protein binding. Lineage: Eukaryota; Metazoa; Arthropoda; Insecta; Lepidoptera; Nymphalidae. The coding region runs from base 230 to 2596 and encodes 788 amino acids.
GUCAUCGUGUGAUUUUUAAAGUGAAUUAAUAGAUUUGUGAAUCAAAUAACUUGAGUUGAGUACGGCGGAAAUGAUGUUGGGGUGGUUUAAUACGAGCACAACAUUUAAUAAGAUUUUGCGAAUGUUCCAUGAAUUAACAACAGUGAGAUCUUGAGGAUCGUGGUCGUAUAGGGAAUGACGCUCGGCAGUGAAGACGGCAGGUGUGGCGCAGGCUGAACAGGCGCGUGGAAUGUGGGUGCUGCUGAUGCUUGCGUUGGCGGUAGCCGUCUCCGCCGAAUGUCCUCGGCAUUGCGAAUGCAAGUGGCGGAGCGGGAAAGAGUCCGCUCUGUGUGCUCGCGCUGGACUCAACGCUGUCCCACCGCGUCUAGAUUUAACCACACAGUUACUGGACCUUACAGAAAAUCGAAUAACAAGUUUACGUGACGAUGCUUUUUCAUCGGCAGGUUUACUUAAUCUUCAGCGUCUGUAUUUAUCUGCAUGCAACUUGAAAGUAAUACGACAAAACGCAUUUCGCGCUCUUGUAAAUCUGGUUGAGCUUGACCUCUCUCGAAACCGCCUUGAGUCUGUGCCAUCGCAUGCUUUUGAAUCAAUACCUGAACUACGAGAACUUCGAUUGGGUGGUAACCCGAUUACUAAAAUAAAGAGUGAGGCUUUCUCAUCCUUGCCUCAUUUAGUGAGAUUAACUCUUAGUUCUUGUAAAAUAUCAGAAAUAGAUCCAAGUGGAUUCAAAGGCUUGGAAGGUUCUCUAGAGUACUUGGAACUCAGUAAAAAUAAACUUCAUGUACUGCAUGUUGCAGUUUUAGCACCUCUGAGAUCCUUAAAGGGGUUAGAACUUGCAAGUAAUCCGUGGGAUUGUAAUUGCGAUCUUAGACCAAUGAGAGACUGGAUGAUAAGAAAAAACGUCCCCUCAACUGUUGUACCCGACUGCGCUCUACCGGCACGAUUAAUGUUACAAUCAUGGGAUCGUCUUGACUUGGAGGAUUUUGCGUGUCUUCCUGAAGUAUCAGUGAGCUCAAACAAUUUUAAAGGAGUAGAAGGGGAAGAGGUUACUUUGGUAUGUAAAGUAGAUGGCGUGCCAGCACCUAGAGUAAGAUGGGUGCGUGCCGGACGUCUUCUCGCAAAUACCACUUUAUCAUCCAAUUUUAAUUCAGGCAGAACAUUUACAUUACGCAGUGAGGGACAAACAAGUAAUUUGACCAUUCGUUCAGCAGACUUACAAGAUUCUGGUUUUUAUACAUGCAAUGCAGAAAAUAGAGCUGGGAAAGCAGAAGUAGUUUUAAAUUUAAUAAUAGAAAAGAAACCUCAAAAUAAAGGUUUUGGUGGAAAGGCACUCAUGGCAGGAAUGGCAGUGUCUGCGGUAAUAGUGUUAAGUUCGUGUUUAAUAGUAUUAUGUGCGUAUGAAACUCGUAAAAAGAGACAAAUAAAUAGGUGGAAUGAACAAAUAGUUACAUCCAACCAUAAUGAUAAUAGUUACGAAAAAAUAGAAGCAAAUUCAAAAACAAAUGAAGAUGUUUCUAGAGUUGUCACAUCUGAUAUUAAUCGAAAACGAGGCGACUAUAGAAACGUACCUUCACAUGACCCCGAAGACGAAUAUGAAGUUUAUGGCCGUAAUGAAAUAAAAGAUCGAAGGGAGUCUACACCACCCGACGGAGCACGUUGGCGACGAGCGGACAUAGAGCCGUCGUCUACCAGUGCUGGGGAAAUAGUACGAGACUUGCACAUACCACGACUGAGUGAAUAUAAUAUAAGAACUGAUGCAACGUCUGAAUCAAUGCAGAGUUCCAAAUCAGCGGGGAUUUUAAGCGGCCACGUUGAGAUUUUAUCAGAAAAUAAUCGGUUUAAUAAUAAUCCUCGAUCAUGUCCGCGCCCUCGUUUAAGCGACCGCCUUGAUAAUGAUCAAUCUGGUAGUGAUAGUGAAAAGAAUUAUCCUGAUCUGAUAGAAAUGAGUGCUUUAGGUUCAUCGUCAUAUUUUCGAAGUGAUAUUAAACACGAUCCGUAUUAUUUUUAUACAAUACCCCGAAGAAAAGAUGGCGAUAGUCGUAGUCCGCUCCUAAAUAGUCGCAGAAAUAGUUCCGGAGGAGAUUCGAUAACAUUUAUCGAAAGAAGCUAUGAAAAAAGCAGACAAGGUUCGAGUGGACGUCGGUCAAAUAGUUUUUUAGAUCUUUCCACGGGCGGUGUCCGUAUGCGUCGAAACCCCAGCUUACCAGCUUCACCAUCCAGGGAGCAAUUGUCUGUUCCGUCCGCUACACCACUCUUGGAUUUGUCAGGUCUUCGGGAUUACUCGCGUACGGGCCAGCCCUUUGAAGAUUUUGACUUUCGAGCUUCACAGCUGGAAAAGUUUUUAGAAGAAUAUAGAACUUUAAGGGAACAACUUUCGAGAAUGAAAGAAACUAGAGAAAAUUUGCAAAGAACUAGGGCUGUUGAAAAUGAGGAGUUGAGAUCAAUUCUUAAAGGAAAACCCAGUAUAGCUGUUACAGAAACUUCGUCCUCAGUGGCAUUAGCAGAUGCCGCUUCUCCGCUGGCUCUAAGUCCACCGGAAUAUAAGCCUCAAGGGACGAGACCUGAAUGGCUAACACAACUACUAUAUCGUAAUUAAAUCUCCUUUGUAAAUAUUUAUAUUUGAA